UCUAGAGCUAACGCUAGACUGCAAUAAAUUAGAAACCUCUUUUCUGUAAACACAAUACCUAGUUUUAAUUGUACUUCACGAUGAUUCACUUCUACUACACAAGUAAAGCUGUGGCUAAGACACAAUGCAAAUCAGUAAACAUGUAAUGCACCUAUAUCACACGCUACGACACUAUCUGCUGUGAUCAGUUUUUAAAGACAUCGCGGGAGACAUCCUGAAAUAACAUGAAUUUGCAGCAGCCCGCCGAUGCGCCCGCGCCGCGGCGCUACAGUCGCCCGCUUAUCCGACGCCAUUUUCACACAGUCCGUGAGCUUUCCCGCAUCCAGAUCAGUAACCAUCCCCCGCAGCGGCAGUGUUGCGAGACACGAGUUGUGUCGCAAGUUGUGGUGCCCUUUGCACGUGCUGAAGUCAAAAUCUGUUCUUCAUUCAAAGGAUUGCUUUCAGCUUAGAAUUGUCUUAGACACAGACCGAUGACUCUUAUUCAAAAAACUUUCGAAUCGAAAGCAGAAUCCAUGGAUAGACUGCAGACCAAAGAUGAUAAUGGCAAGUCCCUACGCCCCGUAAGAAACAGACGAUACACCAGGCGAAGUUUAGUGGCAGGCCAAAGACCUCAAAAAAGAUUAUUUACUCCAGAAAUCAAGAGAUAUUUAAAAGAUUGGCUCGUUCGGCGUAGAGAAAACCCAUACCCAAACAGAGAAGAAAAAAAGUUUCUUUCCAACGAAACAGGGCUUACAUAUAUUCAAAUUUGCAAUUGGUUUGCUAACUGGAGAAGAAAGCUAAAAAAUGUGAAUGCUGAACGAAAUCAACAAACAUGGGGACAUCUUAUACGCACAUAUAACGACCGUGCACAGGGAAAUGUUGAGCAAUUUAGCAUUUGCUCUGACGAUAGCAUAUGGAGCGAAAACGAACAAGCCAGUCCCAAAACAGGAUCGAUCGACUUGGCCCACAGUACGAACAACAGUCCAGAACAAACACAGCACCCGGAGUAUGAUUCAGAUUCAUCGUCCAUUUCUAAAGAAAGAAGCGAUAAUAUAAAUAACAACUCUUAUAAUGUUAUGCACGAUAAUUGCAAUCUUGCGGAGUCCAAUAGUGUUUCAAGUCCAUUACUGCUCAGCAAGUGGUUAGAGAGUGCAGCCCGCUUUCAACCCAGCGAAACCAAUUACUCAUGGUGGGCGGACGGAAAACGACGAAAGCCGGAGAACAAAAUGCAACGAGCAGUCAACACAACCCGCCAUGACCGAGAUGAAGUAGAGGCUGCAAUGGCUCUAACCACAUUGGCUAGUGCUACCAGACGUCUAACAGCGCCAUGAAAGAACAAUAUUUUGGAAAUUCUAAUGUUUAGGUGGUUUGAUUUGCGAUCCAGCUACAUAGCUUCCAAUAAACUGUUCCAAAUGUGCACAUUUCAAAGAGUAUUCUUUACAUUUGUUUCUUUAUAUCCUCAAAUAAAAUUCGAUAAAUCCAUAAUAUGAGAUUGUUAAUAAAUAGAGCCGUUACUAAUGUUCUAUGCUGUAUUUGUGUGAAACAAGUUUAAAAUAUAGAUGUAUCAAAGUUAAACAUUACAAAUUCUAUUGCAUCUUUAGUUUCUAAAUGGUACAUAGAUAUAAUAAAAUCGUCGUUAAAUAAUUGUCAUAUUUGUAUACAAACAGUAACUAACAGAGUUAUUAAGUUUGAAAUAAGAAUAUCAGCAGUGGUUAUAUGAUGGGUCUAAAUGUAAGUACAACCAGGUUACUCGCGUUAAUGUCUGUACGCCAAAUUCAAAUGUUCUUGCUCAAGUAUUACUAAUAUAAGAAAUUAUAAAAUACCUAUAUGUUGUAUGCAAUUAUGGUUAUAUUUUGAUCUCCAUUAGUUUA
This is a messenger RNA of Amyelois transitella, 1850 nucleotides long. Its product is annotated as homeobox protein Mohawk. The transcript is spliced from 4 exons. The record is from RefSeq and is a predicted model, not a curated record. Gene Ontology annotation, molecular function: RNA polymerase II cis-regulatory region sequence-specific DNA binding; DNA-binding transcription factor activity, RNA polymerase II-specific. Gene Ontology annotation, cellular component: nucleus. Bases 471 to 1310 code for a protein of 279 amino acids. Lineage: Eukaryota; Metazoa; Arthropoda; Insecta; Lepidoptera; Pyralidae. Gene Ontology annotation, biological process: regulation of transcription by RNA polymerase II; muscle organ development; cell development.